Messenger RNA from Sclerotinia borealis F-4128, 1278 nucleotides. The record is from the annotation of a GenBank genome assembly. NCBI's taxonomy places the organism in Eukaryota, Fungi, Ascomycota, Leotiomycetes, Helotiales, Sclerotiniaceae.
AUGGCCACUGUAUCAACGCCAAAUGCUUCGAUUGGCAAGAUCCGUUUCAUCCCCCUCUCGUACAACUCUGCCGAAUCUCAAACAUCAGCCCUACGUCUAAUCCUGACCCUGCGCCCCGAUUGGGAACGAACGGAUGGGCAAAUCGAAUUUAUACGAUUUACGGAUGGCAUAACGAACACGUUGUUGAAGGUCAUCAACAAGAGACCUGGGCUCUCCUCGGAAGAAAUUGACAAUGAGGCAGUUCUGCUGCGGGCUUAUGGUCAAGGAACUGAUUUGAUUAUCGACCGAGAGCGUGAGACUCAGAAUCACGAAUUACUUACGCAAUUCAACUUAGCACCAGCGUUACUUGCCCGGUUUAAGAAUGGAAUGCUGUAUCGGUUCAUUAGAGGGGCGGUCACCAGUCCUGCAGACCUCAGACAGCAAAGCAUUUCGCGUGGAGUAGCUAGACGAUUGGCAGAGUGGCAUGCGGUCGUUCCGUGUCUUGCAACGGAUCGUGAACCCCAAUCCACAGAAAUGAAUGGUAGUGAAGAAUUUGCUUUCCCAGCUACAACAUCAAACAAGGUGGGUUCUGCUCUGCAAUCUGUCAUUGACAAUACCGCUCCUGGCAAGCCAGCCCCUAAUGUCUGGACGGUGAUGCAAAAAUGGAUAUAUGCACUCCCGGUGGGAUCAGAGGUAGAAAAGACACGACAGGCAAAUUUGCAAAAGGAAUUGAAUCGUCUGGUUGCUGAACUCAGUAACCGGCCGGGUCUUGGUGAAAAUAGCCUUGUAUUUGCCCACUGCGACCUUUUAAGUGGUAAUGUUAUCGUACAACCUCGACCUGCUGGCAUUACUACCCCAGCUGCUAUAGAAACUGUCAGUUUCAUCGAUUACGAAUACGCAACCCCUUCUCCAGCAGCUUUUGAUAUUGCCAAUCAUUUUGCGGAGUGGGGAGGAUUCGAUUGCGAACAUCAAUAUAUGCCCACGCGAGCGGAGAGGCUUGAUUUCAUUCGCGAAUAUAUUCAAAGUUACUUUGCUCAUUUGAAGCAAACUUGUGAUGAAGAAGCAGAGGUCCAGAAAAUGUUUACCGAAGUGGAUAUAUUCAGAGCUGUCCCGGGCUUCUAUUGGGGAAUCUGGGCAUUGAUCCAGGCCACGAUAUCUCAAAUCGAUUUCGAUUAUGCUGCAUACGCGGAAAUCAGAUUGGGAGAAUACUGGGCAUGGAGAGAGGAGAAUGAUGGAACUCGCGCGGCUUCUGGCAAGGAAAUGCCCUUGAGAGAGCGACGAUGGGCGCAGGACGCAUAA